Messenger RNA from Phanerochaete carnosa HHB-10118-sp, 2509 nucleotides. RefSeq lists its product as uncharacterized. The coding region runs from base 136 to 1905 and encodes 589 amino acids. The transcript is spliced from 7 exons. The record is from RefSeq and is a predicted model, not a curated record. Lineage: Eukaryota; Fungi; Basidiomycota; Agaricomycetes; Polyporales; Phanerochaetaceae.
ACUACUUAAACGCAGAUUGCAGUGCUGUCGAUGGUCACUGCUUUUUAUCCCGCCAUCCUAUCCUCUAAGUCCCUACUGCAUCUUAGUCUCCACUUACGGCAGCGUCUGCGCGUCGUUCCCGCCCUCGUCCCCUGAAUGACAAGUGUAGCGAGCUACGUAAAGCUCUUCAACACCGGACUUUUUGGCGGGCCCCAGGAGAAACAACAAUGCGCACCUUUCGAGCUGCUCCCAGGAGAGAUCCUGCUUGACAUCGCGGAAUAUCUUCCAACUCGCGCCGAGAAGCUGUGCUUGGCAAUGACUUCGAAGGUCCUGUACCCGAAAGUCAUGUCGACGCUAUACGCUUCGGUGCGGCUCGAGGGCUUCGCACAAUGCAAAGAUGCCCUCACGAUGCUCCGUGAUACCCCCGAGCUCGCGCGACAUGUCCUGGAACUCACUGUAUACCCCGACCAUGUCUCAGACACUCAAGUGGCUGGUUACGAGGAGUCCGCCGAAUGCGGCGGCGUUGCCGCAGGAGUGGAUGUGGACGGAACUGCGGAGCUGGUGAGUUUAUUGAUGUUGGCUGGGUCGUCCUCGCUAUCUGACGAAGCCUCCGUCAGCUGUCCGAACUUGAAGAAUCUCGGCCUUUUCGCGUUCAACGACCUGGAAAGCUUUACGCUGUACUUCAAGCAGACAUUCUACCUUGCUGGAUAUGACCUCUCCGACAUGGAGAAUGCAAUAAUCUAUAACCGUAUUUGGGAUAUGCUUAUCCGUCGGUCACCGAACUUGCGCUCACUUGCCAUUGAGGGUGAAUGGGAUGAGCCGAUAUUCGCCGCUCGUCUGCUUGAGGGCAACUGGCCAAGGCUACAGAAGCUCUCCCUCACCCCAGUGUGGUUCCAGGAGCACAUCCACGAAGGGUCGCAACUCCUGGUGGAGUUCCUUGAGCGCCACCCGGCCAUCGAGGAACUCAGUCUCAAGCGCGUUCGCCUCGACCUCUCGCAGCUGUCUCCGGAAGCGCUGCCGAAGCUUCGUGUGUUCAACGGUCGGCUCGACCAUCUGCGAGAACUUGGAAUCCGUGGGCACCCACUGAAUGCUCUCGGACUGCAGAACCCCUCAACACAACUCUCAUCAUCGCCACUAUCCCACACGCUGGAAGAGCUGAUCCUCCCAGACGCCAUGGCACUCCGUGAACUCACUCCCCUGGCUAUCUCCAGCAUGCUUGUCGGCCUUCGCUCCCUGACUUCCCUCACCAUCUCCUUUUCACUCGAGAGUGGCUACGACUCCAACGGCGUAUUCCGCACCAUCGCCUCUGCCUGCCCCCAGCUCCAAAACCUUGACCUCAGUUGUACCUCCAGACCGUCCUUCGCCUUAGAUGUAUUCUCGCGAACGCUACGCAGUCUCACAAAACUGCGCACGCUGUCUCUCGCACUGGUCAAAGUGCCCGGGGACGAGAGCAUGCAGGCGGGCGCGGUCCGCAUCACACUCAGCAACCCACGACUGGCGCGCUUCAAGAUCGCGUUCCUGCAGUCGAGCAGGGCACUGCGGCGGAGCCUGACGAGCACAGCGCCGCGCGUGCUUGAACAGGGCCGGUACGUGCCCAUUCGCGAUGCGCACGGGAUCCCUGUGGGCCUGCUCGCGAGCGAGAGCUGGUACCGCUUCGGCGGCUUCGGCAGGCGCAUGACACGGCGGACGGUGUGUGAGCUCCGCCCGAGUGGACACCCCGAUGCGGCGCGCAAGGGCUGGCGUUCGCUGCUCUUCGAGAGGAGCCCCGCCGGUGAGGAGGCCAGGCUGCUGGUAUUCAGCUGUUGGUUGUUGAUUCUCGCUGUGGGCGGUAUCUUCAGAGGGCUUGCUGUGAAUGCAGUCGAUAACACCUCGAGCCGCGUCGCCCAAAAUCGUGGACUUGCACCUGUGACACCUAUAACCAAUUAGUAUUCAAUUGUACUGUAUACGCUCCUUCGACGCUGUUGCGUACUUAUUCGCUUUAGACUUCGUAGUUUAUGCCAUUCUGCACAGUGUAUGUAUUGACUAAUUCGCCACGGACCAAUCUUGUAUAUAUUACAUCGCCCACGGACAAAAAGACAUGCCCUUAUCGCAGCGAGACCGAGUGGACAUCUGGACCGGGCUGGGCGAGUUAUGUCUUGCGUGCGAUGCCACUCGGACGGGCAGAAGCAGUUCCUCUUGACACAGACGACGCAGUGGUUCGUCUAACGGGGAUACCGCCGCCGGACGAGCCAGCUGACGGUGAGACACCACUUCGAGCCGCAGUUGCCGACGCUGCUCGAGUGGUGUUCCGCAUACCUCGCAUCGAUGCUCUAGUGCCUCGCACACCACGCACACCGCUGCCCCGGCUUGCAGCUUUGCCGGCCUCAACUUUCUCGCGUUCUAUCCGCUCGCGCUCAAGCUUGGCCUGACGCUCUUGUUCCUCGCGCUCCUCUCGUUCUUUCUCGAGCUGAGCGAGGCGUGUGCGCUCUUCUUCAUCGCGGCGCAGGCGUUCCAUCUCUUCGUGUGCUUCGCGCUCGAGCUGCUCCUCGUC